Vanessa atalanta (red admiral) is the source of this 535-nucleotide messenger RNA. RefSeq names its product U6 snRNA-associated Sm-like protein LSm7 (gene LSm7). Gene Ontology annotation, cellular component: spliceosomal tri-snRNP complex; U12-type spliceosomal complex; U6 snRNP. Bases 109 to 456 code for a protein of 115 amino acids. The record is from RefSeq and is a predicted model, not a curated record. Gene Ontology annotation, molecular function: RNA binding. NCBI's taxonomy places the organism in Eukaryota, Metazoa, Arthropoda, Insecta, Lepidoptera, Nymphalidae. Gene Ontology annotation, biological process: mRNA splicing, via spliceosome; nuclear-transcribed mRNA catabolic process. The transcript has 3 exons.
UCAGUGUCAUGUGUCAACACUCAACUGCCAAUAAUAUAACCUUUUAAUAAAACACAAAAUACAAAUUCUGUUUAAGUUUAAAACAGUAAUUGUAUUAUACUUUACAACAUGGCUUCAAAAGAUAAUGAUAAGAAUAAGGGAGCACAAGGCGACAAUAAAGAAAAACGGAGAAAAGAAUCAAUAUUAGAUUUAAGCAAGUAUUUAGAGAAAAGUAUACGCGUAAAGUUUGCUGGUGGGCGAGAAGCUGCAGGAAUAUUGAAAGGAUAUGAUCCACUUUUAAAUUUGGUUUUAGAUAACACUACAGAAUUUCUUAGAGAUCCCGAUGAUCCUUACAAGUUGUUAGACGAUACAAGAGCACUAGGACUUGUUGUUUGUAGAGGAACAUCUGUUGUGUUAAUUUGUCCCAUGGAUGGAAUGGAAGCAAUUCCAAAUCCUUUCAUUACUCAGGAAGGAUGAUAUAUAUAUUAUUUUCUGUAAUAGUAACUAGAUAAUAAGUGCAUUUUUGUAAGUUAAUUAAAAAUAAGUUUUUUAAUUU